Molecule: messenger RNA, 1134 nt
Organism: Penicillium manginii
Lineage: Eukaryota; Fungi; Ascomycota; Eurotiomycetes; Eurotiales; Aspergillaceae
Product: putative choline kinase
Exons: 1
Coding region: 1-1134 (377 amino acids)
Biological process (GO): phosphatidylcholine biosynthetic process; phosphatidylethanolamine biosynthetic process
Cellular component (GO): cytoplasm
Molecular function (GO): ethanolamine kinase activity; choline kinase activity
Source: RefSeq, a predicted model, not a curated record
AUGGCCACAUUGACUCCUGUUGCUGUGACCCUUCCAAAAGACAAAGUACCGACCAAAAAGAACACCAGGGACAUUAUUGGCACAUUCCUUACAAAAGAAUGGCCAUCUGUGGAUCCAGAAACUCUUACUGUGUCAUACCAUGCAUCUUUUGCCAACGCCCACUGCCCCGUGGAGCGACCGAAACCCGCUACCGGCACAUCCACUGAGACAUUGAAGGUGUUCAUUAAAUUCCACACCGACGCCGGAGGAUCUCUCGAAAUCUUCAAGCCCCUGGCACCAACUAGACAUGAAGAAGCACUCUUCUCCUACGAAUACGGUCUAACCGGACUGGGAGCCAAAGUAUACGGGUUCUUCGAGACCCAGGACGGCACUCUCGGGAGAGUCGAGGAGUUCCUGGAUGCACGUAACAUGGAACCAGAGGAUGUUGAGAAUUCAGUCAUCCGAGCGGAUGUUGCCAAAGGACUCGCAAUAUUCCAUGUUUUGGACACAUCGCUGGAGAAAAAGGCGGUGGAAUCAUACUAUGAAGCUGUCAUCAAAGGACUCCGGAAUUACCACCUGAUGGACAAGUUGAAGGCACUUGGAAAAGAAGGAGGCGUCAGUAUCGACAAAUUAGUUGAUUAUGACUUUGGGAAGAGACUGAGAAAUGUGGUGGACAAAUUGGAGUCCAUUGGAGGGCAGACAGGGUGGUGUAUUCAUGAUGUUCAAUUCAUGAACGUGAUGGUGAAAAAUUGUGCGAAAGAAGGGGAGAGCAAAGUCACACUCAUUGACUUUGAGUUCGUGAUGCGCAACUACCGGGCAUUUGAUAUCGGUGGGCAUUUCAUGCAAAAGAUGUUCAAAUGGUUUGAUGAAGAGAGUAGGAUAGCAAGAUGCAGGAAAUAUACGGAGGAAGAGAAGAGGCAUUUCUGCGACGAAUAUGCCAGGCAGUGGAACAAAUUGACCGGAGAUACAGAUACUGGGGAACAGGUUUUCCAGGAAUCCGAAUAUGGAUACAUGUUGGCCAUCACUUUUGAUAUCCACAACAUGCUUUGCUUUAUGGAUGCAGAAGGUGACAAGGAUCCCUUGAAUCUGAUUGGGCUGAACAAGCUGUUUGAUGAGUUUGUCGCUCAGUAUUCUAAACUUAAUUUAAAAGAUUGA